AUGGCCGCCUUAGAACCAAGCCGUCAUCAAUCCCUCUCUUCCCCCGCCUCUGACGACGAUCGCCCUUCCCAAAUCGAGCAGUAUAGCGAAAAAGCCCCCUCACAGCAAGAAGGGACGUCGGCACCAGAUUUUGGUCCUCCGCCUGAUGGAGGGUUACAAGCCUGGCUAGUUGUUACUGGAGGCUUUUUCGCCGUGUUUGCUAGUUUCGGGUGGAUUAACUGUAUCGGCAUAUUCCAAGAUUACUACGAACAGAAUCAGCUUAAAUCGUAUUCCUCUAGCGAUGUAGCAUGGAUAUCGUCUAUCGAGUCAUUCAUGCUCUUUUUCUGGGGCCCAGUCGUUGGCUACAUGACAGAUAAUUACGGCCCUCGUAUUCCCAUCCUCAUCGGCUCGUUCCUCCAUGUCUUUGGUCUAAUGAUGACAUCCCUAUCGAAGAAGUAUUACCAGAUCAUUCUAUCUCAAAGUAUCUGUAGUGCAUUGGGCUGUUCAUUUCUCUUCUACGCGCCUAUCGCCGCUGCUGGAACAUGGUUCAAGCGUCACCGUGCGAUCGCCUUCGGAAUAAUCACCGCUGGAUCUAGUCUCGGUGGUGUCGUCCUCCCGAUCAUGGUGAAUAAGCUUGUCGUCCAAGUAGGCUUCGGUUGGGCGAUGCGAUCCGUGGCAUUCCUUUUCUUGGGACUGCUGGUCAUUGCCAACGUUACCAUCAAAUCGAGACUGCCACCCCCGCGAAGAAAGUUCGACAUCAAAGACUUCAUCACUCCUUUCAAGGAGAUGCCAUUCCUUCUUUUGACUGUCGCUGGAUUCAUGCUUUACCUUGGCUCCUUCUUGCCGUUCAACUUCAUCAUUGUCCAAGCGAAAGAGCUCGGUGUGUCGGAUAGCCUGGCUCAAUAUCUGGUAUCCAUCGUCAAUGCCGCUUCCACCUUUGGCCGUCUUGUUCCCGCAUAUUUCGGCGAUCGCAUCGGCGUCUUCAACGUCAUGAUCCCUUUGACCCUACUUGGAGGCAUCUUUACUCUCACAGUAUGGCUCACUGCACACUCCACAGCUUCGGUCAUUGCCUAUGCUGCUCUGUAUGGAUUCGCGUCUGGCUGCACUUUAUCUAUCGUACCGGCCAUGGUUGCCAGUUUCUCAGAUGUUCGCAGCAUAGGAACCCGCAACGGCGCACUCUACGGUGUGGCGGCUAUUGGUGUCCUUAUUGGAAGCCCAGUCGCCGGAGCGAUUGUCAGCGCAGAGAAUGGAAAUUUCUCAGGACUGAUAAUCUUUUGCGGUGUUACGAUUCUGGCCGGUGCCGUGUUUGCUAUCAUGUCGAGACAGGCGUUGACCGGGGGUCAGUGGGUGAAGAAAGUUUAG
Messenger RNA from Fusarium proliferatum ET1, 1341 nucleotides. RefSeq lists its product as uncharacterized. Gene Ontology annotation, molecular function: transmembrane transporter activity. The record is from RefSeq and is a predicted model, not a curated record. The coding region runs from base 1 to 1341 and encodes 446 amino acids. Gene Ontology annotation, cellular component: fungal-type vacuole membrane. Gene Ontology annotation, biological process: transmembrane transport. Lineage: Eukaryota; Fungi; Ascomycota; Sordariomycetes; Hypocreales; Nectriaceae. The transcript is spliced from 5 exons.